Molecule: messenger RNA, 3002 nt
Organism: Erythranthe guttata (spotted monkey flower)
Lineage: Eukaryota; Viridiplantae; Streptophyta; Magnoliopsida; Lamiales; Phrymaceae
Product: dynamin-related protein 3A
Cellular component (GO): membrane; microtubule; cytoplasm
Molecular function (GO): GTP binding; microtubule binding; GTPase activity
Source: RefSeq, a predicted model, not a curated record
ACCACUAUAAUGCAAGCUAAUGAAUGAUAUGCAGAGCAGCCCGCCCAUCAAAAGAACUUGCGCCGUUUUAAACAACUCCGUCUAAAUCUCUGUUUCUUGCUGGGUAAGGAAAAAUUCCUUACCUCUCUCUCCACACACUAUAUCAGUAAUUCCCCAACUCUCACUAAAACCCCUACCUAGGGUUUCAACUCCCACGAUAAGAGAAGAGAAAUUUGAGUGUGUUCCAAUUACAUUUACCUAAUCAAUCAAUCAAUCAAUCAAUCAAUUCAAUGGCGGAUGACAGUAGUGCGGCGGCGGCGGCGGCGGUGGGGACGUUGGGGAACUCGGUGAUACCGUUGGUGAACAAGCUGCAGGAUAUUUUCGCGCAGCUAGGCAGUCAGUCAACGAUCGAGUUGCCGCAGGUGGCCGUCGUCGGGAGUCAGAGCAGCGGUAAAUCAAGUGUGCUGGAGGCGCUCGUUGGGCGUGAUUUCCUGCCGCGUGGCAAUGACAUAUGCACGCGCCGUCCGCUGGUUCUGCAGCUAGAGCAGAGGAAGGGGAAGGCUGAUGGAACGGACCACGAGUGGGGCGAGUUCCUGCAUUUGCCGGGGAAGAAAUUUUUCGAUUUCAAUGAAAUCCGGAAGGAAAUUCAGGCGGAAACAGAUAGAGAAGCUGGAGGAAACAAAGGUGUUUCAGACAAACAGAUACGAUUGAAGAUAUUCUCGCCAAAUGUUCUCGACAUUACGCUUGUGGAUCUGCCAGGCCUAACAAAAGUGCCUGUUGGUGAUCAGCCAUCUGAUAUUGAAGCACGCAUUAGAACAAUGAUAAUGUCAUAUAUUAAACGUCAAAGUUGCCUGAUUAUUGCUGUUACGCCAGCGAAUUCUGACCUGGCUAACUCAGAUGCUCUUCAGAUGGCUGGAAUUGCUGAUCCCGAUGGUUAUAGAACAAUUGGUGUGAUUACUAAGUUGGAUAUUAUGGAUAGAGGUACAGAUGCCCGCAAUUUUUUGCUCGGGAAAGUUAUUCCUCUACGGCUUGGCUAUGUCGGUGUUGUCAAUCGCAGUCAAGAGGAUAUUCAAAUGAAUCGAAGCAUCAAGGAUGCGCUUACAGCAGAAGAGAAGUUCUUCCGCAGUCGCCCAGUAUACAAUGAUCUUGCUGAUCGUUGUGGAGUUCCACAGUUGGCCAAGAAUUUGAACCAGAUCCUGGUUCAACAUAUUAAGACAGUUCUCCCAGGGUUGAAGAAACGCAUUAAGGAUGCGCUGGUUUCUGUUGUGAAGGAGCACGCUAGCUUAGGAGAAAUUACUGAAUCAAAGGGUGGCCAGGAAGCACUACUCCUUAACAUUCUCUCGAAAUACUCUGAAGCAUUCUGCUCAAUGAUAGAAGGAAAAAAUGAGGAAAUGUCAACGACUGAGCUGUCUGGUGGAGCAAGAAUCCAUUACAUUUUCCAGAAUAUUUUUGUAGCGUGCUUGGAGGAUGUAGAUCCUUGUGAGGAUUUAACUGAUGAUGACAUCCGCACUGCCAUUCAAAAUGCAACUGGUCCCAGGUCGGCACUUUUUGUGCCAGAGGUGCCAUUUGAAGUUCUUAUUAGAAGACAAAUAGCACGUUUGUUGGAUCCAAGUCUUCAGUGUGCUAGAUUUAUCUAUGAUGAGCUAAUCAAGAUGAGCCAUCGGUGUACGGUUAAUGAGCUCCAACGGUUUCCAGUUCUACGAAAACGCAUGGAUGAAGUCAUUGGGAAUUUUUUGCGAGAAGGGCUUGAACCUUCAGAGACAAUGAUAGGACACAUUGUUGAAAUGGAGAUGGAUUACAUAAAUACUUCUCAUCCAAAUUUUAUUGGUGGGAGUAAAGCUGUAGAGAUUGCAUUACAACAGAACAAAUCAUCUGGGGUUGGUGCACUCAUUCCAAGGCAGAAGGAUACAGGAGAUUCAGAGAAAGUACCUAACUCGGAGAACAGUCAAAAGUCUCGGAAAUUAUUUGGACGGCAAGUGAAUGGAAUUCAUCCAGACCAAGGUGUUCGACCUGUAGGAGAUGCUCAAAAAACUGCACAAGCUGUCAACAAUACUGGUUCAACUUGGGGAAUAUCUUCAAUUUUUGGUGGUUAUGACAAUCGCACAUCAUUGGGAGAGAGCUCAUCCACUAGCAAGCCGUUUAACGAACCUGUUCAUAACAUUGAGCAGGGUGUUUCGAUGAUUCAUUUGAGAGAGCCCCCUAGUGUAUUGCGGCCCUCAGAUACCCAUUCAGAUCAAGAGGCUAUUGAGAUUACUAUUACAAAGCUGUUAUUGAAGUCGUAUUAUGAUAUUGUAAGGAAGAACAUUGAGGAUUCUGUGCCGAAAGCAAUUAUGCAUUUUCUGGUGAACCAUACCAAGCGAGAGCUCCAUAAUGUUUUUAUCAAAAAACUUUACAGAGAAAACAUGCUCGAAAAAAUGUUGCAAGAACCAGAUGAGAUUUCCAUUAAGAGAAAGCGUACCCAUGAGACACUUCGGGUACUGCAUCAAGCUUUCCGGACUCUGGAUGAACUGCCACUUGAAGCUGAGAGUGUUGAGAGAGGUUACAGCCCGAGUACCGACCCAACGGGCCUGCCAAAGAUCAACGGGCUUCCAACAUCAUCUUCUUAUUCAACUGAUUCAUAUAGUGCUUCCUCACAGAAUCCAUUUUAUCCAGAUACCAACAAUGGUGGUGGACGUAAUUCUCUUGCCGGUCAUUAUUACCGUUGAUAUAUAUAUAUGGAAUAGCCAUUCGUUCUUUCUAGACCAUUGUUCUUUUUUUUUUCUUUCUAAAAUGAAGCGUAACCAUAUAUUAUAAUCUAUUUUUCCUGACCAUUUUUGUUUUGCUGUUUGGAAUACUCUAUAUCCAUUAUUCCUUUCAUCCCUCUUCCAAGUGAUGCUGCUUUAGUAUGGUGGAGGAAUUUAAAGUGUAAGUAUUCUGAUGAAUAAAUACUGAAAGGCUUGUGUAUAGUAGUAAAUCCACUAUUUUUUAUUCUAAAACUCUUUUCUUAUGCUCUGUUUAAUAGUGAGAAAGAUUCAUUCUUGAUU